CCGAUCGAUGCUCCAUUGGACAAACUUCCACAGAUAUUCUAUUGAAAGAAAAAGAAAGAAGGGAACCUGCACUUAGCGUUUAUUAGUGAUGCUAAAGGAAAUCUAUGAUGAUUUUGAAUAGAUUCGAGUGACUAUAGUACAUCAGCAUCCCCUUCCUUCUCUUGGCAAACCCCUUACUAAACUUAUUUCUGAGAAGACUGAACUAAACUCUCUCCCUCUCUGUCUUUCUACCUGUAUAGUUGGGAAACGAAUAGGUAAUAUGCUUGCUUUGUGUGAUUUUAUUUCAUUCUAGUAAUGGAUUCAAAAGCCUUCCAUUUUCUCGGCUGGUUGAGGGAAAACAUUCGAGACAAUAGAUCCGAGAACAGGAGAGAUGAUAGCAAAGGUUGCAGAAGGAGAUAAGGAAGAUGUUGAUUUGGCAGUGAAGGCUGCGCGACAGGCUUUCGACCAUGGCCCAUGGCCUCGCUUGCCAGGCUCUGCAAGAGCAAGGAUAAUGAUGAAAUUUGCGGACUUAAUUGAGGAAAAUGUAGAAGAAUUAGCUGUCCUGGAUACGAUAGAUGCCGGGAAAUUGUUCAGUAUGGGCAAGGCCGUAGACAUUCCUACGGCAGCAAAGACCCUACGAUAUUAUGCAGGUGCAGCUGAUAAAAUUCAUGGAGAAGUACUAAAAAUGUCUCGUGAAUUUCAUGCAUAUACCUUGCGCGAGCCUAUUGGUGUCGCGGGACUCAUCAUACCCUGGAACUUCCCUACCGGCAUGUUCAUGUGGAAAGUUAGCCCUGCUUUAGCUGCAGGGUGUACCAUGGUUGUCAAACCUGCUGAACAAACCCCUCUUUCUGCUCUCUAUUGUGCUCAUCUUGUUAAGCUGGCUGGCAUCCCUGAUGGAGUGCUCAAUGUUAUAAAUGGAUAUGGACCUACGGCUGGGGCAGCCAUUACAUCUCAUAUGGACGUUGAUGCUGUCAGUUUCACCGGCUCCACAGAAGUGGGACGCACAGUAAUGCAAGCCGCAGCAACAAGCAACUUGAAAGUGGUUUCACUUGAAUUAGGAGGCAAGUCACCCCUUAUAAUCUUUGAUGAUGCGGAUGUAGAUAUGGCAGCUCAGCUUGCUAUCUUCGGCACCCUAUUCAACAAGGGAGAAGUGUGUGUGGCAAGUUCUCGUGUUUAUGUUCAAGAAGGGAUAUAUGACAGGCUUGUGAAUAAAUUAGUGGAAAAGGCAAAAGCUUGGGUGGUUGGGGAUCCUUUUGAUCCUAAAGUUCAGCAAGGACCCCAGAUCGGCAAGAAGCAGUUUGACAAGAUUCUUUCAUACAUUGAGCAUGGCAAGAGAGAAGGAGCCACCCUAUUAACAGGGGGUAAGCCCUUAGAUGGGAAGGGAUAUUACAUUGAACCUACGAUUUUCAGUGAAAUCAAGGAAGAAAUGCUUAUUGCAAAGGAUGAAAUAUUUGGGCCUGUUUUGGGGCUGGCAAAGUUCAAAACAGUUGAAGACGCGAUUAAGAGGGCAAACAGUACUAGAUACGGACUAGCAGCGGGAAUCGUGACCAAGGACAUCAAUGUGGCUAACACUGUAUCAAGAUCAAUCCGUGCAGGCAGUAUUUGGAUCAAUUGCUAUGCUGCUGUCGACAAUGACUGUCCUUUCGGAGGGUAUAAGAUGAGUGGGUUCGGAAGUUCUCUUGGAUUAGAAGCCCUUGACAUUUUUCUUAAAGUUAAGUCGGUUGUAACUCCCCUUUUUAAUACUCCCUGGCUUUGAAUUUAUGAUGUUUGCUACAUAGCAUCAUCAUAACAAUAAUGAUAAUACUUCAGAAUAAACAUAGUCAAACUGUAUUUGGCAGA
Juglans microcarpa x Juglans regia is the source of this 1818-nucleotide messenger RNA. RefSeq names its product aldehyde dehydrogenase family 2 member C4-like. NCBI's taxonomy places the organism in Eukaryota, Viridiplantae, Streptophyta, Magnoliopsida, Fagales, Juglandaceae. The transcript has 9 exons. The record is from RefSeq and is a predicted model, not a curated record. Gene Ontology annotation, molecular function: aldehyde dehydrogenase (NAD+) activity. Bases 371 to 1735 code for a protein of 454 amino acids.